Molecule: messenger RNA, 2133 nt
Organism: Linnemannia hyalina
Lineage: Eukaryota; Fungi; Mortierellomycota; Mortierellomycetes; Mortierellales; Mortierellaceae
Source: the annotation of a GenBank genome assembly
AUGUCCCUACACGAUACCAUUAACCCCUGGGCAAACAUCUCCCCUUCCUCCCAAGUACCGGCACCCUCCCACCACAACACCACCCCAGCAACAACAUCCUCCUCCACUGCAACAGAACAGCUCUCCACCCCCGCUGUGGUAUACUCCAACUCGACCCAACCCUUUAUCUCUUUCGACGGCAAUAUCCAACCCAAGAAUGUCAUCAACGAUGUCUUCCUCUCCUCCACAAUGCUCUACGACGACGUCGAGCUCUACCUCAAUGACUCCUCCGCCAGCAACUUCGAUAGCGAUUCGGACUCUGGUUUCAGCACACCCUCUCAGCACGACGACGACCAUCCCAGCUGCUUCUCGACCCCCAUGACACCUAUGUCUCCCUUUAUGGAAAACGAUACCGAAGAUCAUCCUCUCUACCCCACCGAGGAGGAGGAUGUCCAAGAGUCGUCUUCCCAGGAAGAGUCCAAAGACACGCCCGUUGACGAUGCUGCCAACAUGGUCAUUGAUAUGAAGAGGCCAAUGUUCAUCCCCGUCUCCAUCUGCGACGCCCGGGACCUCGCUGCCACUGCCAGCUUACCCACCCCUCCAGAGUGCAAUGCUCGCAAGCACUCCUAUGAUUUCCUCCGCAACUCGGACGCGUUCCUUUUGGGCGGCAUCUCGUCGACCAAGCGCCGGAGGGUCGAUAUCCUCUCGGCCGACUUUGAAACCCCCGCUUCGCCUCCAGCUUCCAAUGCUGGCGAUGAUGAGGUGGCCGAGUUGAGCGAUACCGAUUCUUCGGCUAGCUACUUUAUGGCCCGUAGGCGAUCACUUUUCCAGAUGCGCAACGUCCGCCAUCUGACCCCUACCUCGCCCUCUAUGCCCGAGAUUGUCUGCUUUGCUCCUCCUACCCACGAGGAAUACGACUACCAUCCCGAGUUGGAUCGCUCGGAUGAUGAGGAAGAGGAAGAGGAGGACGAAGACGAGGAAGAGGAGAACAAGGCUGUUAAUGCCUCGUUUGAACAGCAGGUUGACAUGACCGAGGAGAUGAUCGACUGUAGUAUGCCUUCAGACUUGUUUGUGGUUGAGGCUGAUCAGGAAUCAGGCCUCAACACUUACUUGUCGGAGGACAACUACUACUCGUCUUCGGAUGAUGAGGCCGAGUUCAGCUACCACUCUGAGAACGAGAUGCACAUUGAAUCCAUGAGCUCCAGUGACGAUAGCGACUCGGAUGUGUCCGAUGUCGAGGAUUACCAGUUCCCUAUCAGACGUCGUGGUACGUGGCACGGUCCUAGCCUCGAGGACAUUGAGAAUGCUACCGUCCAGCCUACCAAGGCAGACGUCCAGGUGGUCAAGAAAGUCUCUCAGCAGCAGCAGGCAAAGCAGCCCAAGCAACAAAAGCACCAAAAAAACAAAGAGGCCCCUGUUGAGGUCAAGGUUGCUAUUGUUGCCCCUGCUCCUACUCCCGCUCCCGCUCCCGCUCCCGUUGCUUCAGUUGCAGCGGUUGCUGCUCCCGUUGUUCCAGCUGCACCUUCCAAGAAGGCAUCAUCGGCUGCUGCUUCCGAGAGCAAGGUCUCCAAGGCACACUCGCCUACUCUCUUCCAGAUUUUGACCAAGGCGAACAUCGACUGGUGUCGUUACUGCGGCACGACCGAGGGUGUCAACUGGCGCCCCGGCCCAUGGGGCAAGCGCACGCUCUGCAACAAGCACGGCUGUGACUUUAAGGGCUAUGGUUUUGCCUGCAAGUUGCCCCGCCUGGACCUCACCAGCUAUGCACAUGAGACUGUUGAACAGCGUAUUCGCCCUGUCCUCCAACACUUUUGCCACGGUUGUCAAUCGCAAGAAUCAACCUCUUGCAACAAGAUGCUCAGGUGCGAGGGCUGCCCCAAGGCCUUCCAUCAAGCAUGCCACGGAGACUCGCCUAUUUCGGAUGAGGUUGCCUCUUCUGACAAGGCCUGGUUCUGCGACGAAUCUUGCCGCGAGAACGUGAAGAAGAGGCGUGUCUGCGUGGAGUUGCCCAAGAAGCGUCUUCCCUUGAUGUCGACACCUAAACCCCUGACGAGCUCGGCUGCAGCGGGUUCUGUGGCCGAGACCUCUCCCUCGAGCGGUCGUCCCCGUGGGGUGAGAGCCUCGAUCUCGGGGGAUUCUUCUCGAUCCAAGUAA